This is a messenger RNA of Porites evermanni, 1083 nucleotides long. The record is from the annotation of a GenBank genome assembly. Lineage: Eukaryota; Metazoa; Cnidaria; Anthozoa; Scleractinia; Poritidae.
AUGAACUCGACAACUGCUCCGACAAAUACUUCAUCUGAAGAUAACGGUUCAGGCUAUCAUUUCUCGAUAAUAUCACUGUUGAUCGUCUUAAUUUUUAUUACCCUCUCUAUUGCCACUGUUGCGGGCAAUGGAAUAUUUCUUUUGACCUUUUACAAAGAUCCACUGAAAUGUCUCCGAACACCGUCUGCGAUUUUGAUCGCUGGUUUGACAAGCGCUAACUUCCUCAUUGGCCUGAUUGUGGAGCCUGCCUUUGUAAUAAUUUACGUCUUCGCAUUUGUGUAUGUUGAUGGCGCAGACUUCGACAAGUUCUACCGUUUUGCUGAAGUAUUCACGUUCAUAACCAUGAACAGCUCGUUUCUAAUUAUGCUAGCUCUGGGGGUCGUACAGUAUUUGCUGAUCCAGCACCCAAGAGUUUACCAAAAACUGGUCACGCCGAAAUCAUCAGUAAUUGGACUUAUUUUCAUCUUCGUGUAUUCCGUCUUCUUUUCCUUGUUGCCUGAAAUGACAGGCAUAAACAAAGCCUUGUUUACUUUCGUUGACCUGGUAGUCCAUAACACACUGCUGACAGUUGUUAUUGUCGUUCUCUAUAUGAUGGUAUACUUCGCAUUUCGCACGGUGGCUCAAAAACUCAGUGACACAAACCAAGAAGAGAGCAGCAAUGGUCAAAGGCCAGAAUGUGAGCGAGAGCGUCAGCGGGCAGAGAAGGACUUUGUGUACGGGACCAUCAUUUUGACAGUUGUGCUCAUAAUAGCAGCCUGGCCUCUCACUAUAACUGUCUUCAUUGCGAUAUUUCAUGAAUUGUCUCUAGGAGUUUGGAUAGCAUAUAUGGUCACCUUGUUCUUUCUUUUGUUAAAGUUUGCAGUAGAUCCAUUUCUAUUCACUAGACGCAUAAGAAAAUAUCGAAAGUCAGUGGUGCUGGUUAUGCGGAGAGUUUGUUCGUGUAGUGAGCCAGAAGCACCCAGGGCCAUAUAUCGAAGAGAGUCUCCCAGAAUAGGUGAUACUCCAUCAGAUUCUGAGGAUAUGCAAGUGACUGUGAUACAUGGGGAUAAUCCAAUGACACAGGAGCACACUGCUGUAGUAUGA